Molecule: messenger RNA, 809 nt
Organism: Spodoptera litura
Lineage: Eukaryota; Metazoa; Arthropoda; Insecta; Lepidoptera; Noctuidae
Source: RefSeq, a predicted model, not a curated record
UAAUUAACUCAUUAAGUUGUACAGUUUAAAGCUGAUUGUGAUGUUUAAGAAAUUACUUCGAAUAUUUUAAAAGGAAUCGCUUUCAUGACUCUGUAAUUGAUCGUCAAAACGAAAAAUAAAAUGAUUACCUUUGUGUUGUAUAUUAUUCAAUUUAUUCUCGUUGGUUAUAUGCAACAAGACGUCCGUGCUCUCAAAUCUGAUGCCGUCCAGAACUCACCCAAAAGAGAAAAUCCAAACUUCAUACGAGAUCGGAAAAGAGAGUUUUCGAAGCCUGAAAUGCCGCCAUCUUGGGGUAGCCGCUACCGACAGCUGUACAACCCAGCGUGGAUGGAUUACUGCGAUGUUUAUCAUUGCAAUGAUUACCACAAACAAGCCUGUGGGUUGAACAGGAGAAAUAUGAAGUUCAAAUGGUUUCAAAGCAUCUGUCAUUUGAUUUUAAACAACCAAUGCUCCAACUUUCGUGGGACAUUGAAAUACGAUACAGUAGAAACCAAGUUCUGCCACAUGUACGUGAUGUUCUUGCGAGAGGGAUGCCCCCACUUGGAUGACUGUUCGGCCGACCUGGAUCCAGUCUGUGCAAUGAGCUCGAAGGACAGUCACAUCGUUUUAUUCAAGAACCAAUGCUACAUGGACGCUGUCAACUGCCGUAAUUCUACUUUACAAGAAUACGAUGCAGUUUACAUGGAUUUCUGUGAUCGUCGCAAGUCUCAGUCUAAUAAACGUCAAAUUUAGAUAGAUUAGUAAAAAAAAAUAGAAUGUUUUCACCAUUUUCCACUUACAGCUGUGUCAACCGACUUUGAGCUUAAAUA